GUGUGUUGGUCCUUAUGGGUGUGGUACCAUAAGUUCCUUCCUCGUCUCUUCAAUAGAGUAGUGCAGAUGUGUUCUAUCAGCCCACACAGGGGAUGGCCUUUCACACAGCAUCACUACCAACAGUAUCUCUGCACAUGUGGGUUGUGAGACAGCAGAGCUCCAGUGAAGAGAGUGUGUUAGCCUGAGUGAGCCCUGAGCCUACUGCAGGAGUUCUACACGCAUCCAAGUCUUGCCUUAUCCAGCCCAAUCCAGCCAUUUUCUGACACGCCAAGCCAAGCCGAAACCAGCACAGCCCGAUCAAGCUCUUCACAACCCAGCCAUGGAUUCCAUGUCCUCCCUGAGCUCCUCAACCUCCUGCCCCUACCUGUACCUCUGGAGUAGCAACAUCACCAACAACAGCAGUAGAAGCAGUAUUAGCAACAAUGUGAUCCUGGAGCACUACAACCACACAGGGCGCCUGCAGCACCGCGGGCCCCGCCAAGGUGGCCUGAGCUUGGGCGCGUCCCUCUCCCUCUUCAUCAGCAUCCUCAUCAUCCUGGAGAACCUGCUGGUCCUGGUGGCCGUGCUCUCCAGGAUCCGCAACAGCCACCGCUGGGUCUACGUGUGCAUCGCCAACAUCACCCUCAGUGACUUGCUGGCUGGGGCGGCCUACGUGGUCAACAUCUGCAUGUCUGGCAGCCAUACGUUCAGACUGAGCCCAGCUCUGUGGCUGUUCAGGGAAGGGGUGAUGUUUGUGACCUUGGCUGCCUCGAUCUUCAGCCUGCUGCUGAUAGCAGUGGAGCGCUACACCGCUAUGAUGAAGCCGCUGCACCAGAAGUCAGCCAGGAAGACAUGUCGUAUCUACGGCCUGGUGGCGCUGUGCUGGAUCCUGGCCUUCGCCAUCGGCUUCCUCCCCCUGCUGGGAUGGAACUGCGUGUGCAGCCUGGAGAGCUGCUCCACCCUGCUGCCGCUCUACUCCAAGAGCUACAUCUUCUUCUCUCUGCUCAUCUUCUCCCUCAUCCUGCUGGCCAUCGGUGUGCUCUACGGCGCCAUCUACUGCCACGUGCGCAGCAGCGCCAAGGUGGGAUCCCAGCGCAGCCGCAAGCGAUCCCUGGGGCUCCUGAAGACAGUAAUCUCCAUCGUGGGUGUGUUCAUCAUGUGCUGGGGCCCUCUGUUCGCCCUGCUGCUGCUGGACUUUUUCUGUGUGUCGCGGCAGUGUGCACCCCUCUUCAGUGCCGACUGGGUCAUUGCUCUGGCUGUGCUCAACUCUGCUCUGAACCCUGUCAUCUACGCCCUGGGUAGCACAGAGCUGAGGAAGGCCAUCGCGGGGCUGCUGUGCUGCUGCUGCCUCAGGGCAGGCCUCUGUCACCCUGAUGCCUUCGUGUCCAAGGAGACCAGCAGCACGGGGAGCACCAGGCAUAGUAGCCUGAGGAACAGUUUCAAUAAGGUCAGGAGUUUCAGUAUCAGCCCCCCGCCUGCACCCAAGGCCCCCAAGAAGAGCCGCCUCAGCUCCACCACCAGCUGCCUGUCUGUGUCGAGCAGUUAGACCACAAAGGGCUGCCUUGGGCAGACGUAGAUGCGAAAGAGAGCUCUCUUUGUGUGUGUGUGUGUGUGUGUGUGUGUGUGUGUGUGUGUGUGUGUGUGUGUGUGUGUGUGUGUGUGUGUGUGUGUGUGUGUGUGCGGGUCUGUGGGUGUGGGUCUGUGUGCGGGUGUUGGAAUUUAGAGAAAGCCCGCUAGCACAAGGCUAGCAUUUUUCAAAACAGGGUAGUAGAAAAUGUAUCUCAUUGGCACAACCAUGAUACAACUAUGAAGAUACAGCCUUGUUACAGCCUAGAUACAAGCAUGAUACAGCCAUGAAGAUACAGCCUUGAUGCAGCCUUGAUACCACCAUGAUACAACUAUGAAGAUACAGCCUUGAUGCAGCCUUGAUACCACCAUGAUACAACUAUGAAGAUACAGCCUUGAUGCAGCCUUGAUACCACCAUGAUACAACUAUGAAGAUACAGCCUUGAUGCAGCCUUGAUACCACCAUGAUAUAACUAUGAAGAUACAGCCUUAAUACAACCAUGAUGCAGCCAUGAUACAGCCAUGAUAUAACUUUAAAGAUACUGCCUUGAUACAACCAUGAUACAGCCUUGAUACAGCCUAGAUACAGCAUUGAUACAACUAUGAAGAUACAGCCUUGAUACAACCAAGAUACAGCCUUGAUACAACCAUGAUACAGCCUUGAUACAGCCUAGAUACAGCCUUGAUACAACUAUGAAGAUACAGCCUUGAUACAGCCAUAAUACAACCAUGAUACAGCUUUGAUACAAGGCUAACAGUUUUCUCUGUUAUUAGUUUUGUUCAUUUUUUUGCCUUGCCAUCAGAUCAGGACGUGGUACAUACUGAUAAAGUUUAUUUUAUGUUAUGCAUUACAAAAAACCUUUAAAGAGUUGUUCAAGAUUUCUUAUAGAAGAAGCAUUAUAGAAGCUUUAUUUUGUUUCACUGUUUGAGCCUCAAAACAGAUGACCUGUUUCUGUCAUUGAGGUCUAUAUGCUGUGUGCACUUUUUCAGUGCUUUACUAGAACUGAGAUUUAAAAAUAAAUUUUUGUUUUUA
Molecule: messenger RNA, 2578 nt
Organism: Oncorhynchus tshawytscha (Chinook salmon)
Lineage: Eukaryota; Metazoa; Chordata; Actinopteri; Salmoniformes; Salmonidae
Product: sphingosine 1-phosphate receptor 4
Exons: 2
Coding region: 320-1525 (401 amino acids)
Biological process (GO): G protein-coupled receptor signaling pathway
Cellular component (GO): membrane
Molecular function (GO): sphingosine-1-phosphate receptor activity
Source: RefSeq, a predicted model, not a curated record